This is a messenger RNA of Xyrauchen texanus (razorback sucker), 8027 nucleotides long. It is a transcript of the gene kif26ab, whose product is annotated as kinesin family member 26Ab. The record is from RefSeq and is a predicted model, not a curated record. Gene Ontology annotation, biological process: microtubule-based movement. Lineage: Eukaryota; Metazoa; Chordata; Actinopteri; Cypriniformes; Catostomidae. Gene Ontology annotation, molecular function: microtubule binding; ATP binding; microtubule motor activity. Bases 407 to 5512 code for a protein of 1701 amino acids. The transcript has 12 exons.
AGAAGAGGUGGACUAACUCAAAGAGAUUCUUCCUGGGAGAGAGAGUUAAGAAAGAUGGCAGAGAGAAGAACUUGUAUGGUUUAAUGCACACUGGACAGUGAAUGAGAAAUUAAAUGACAUGAGUAUCAGGAAUGAAGAUGGAAUGACUUCAAACUCCCAUAGGCUGUUUUUUCGAGUGGACAUGAUCUAUGAACUGCAGACUUUGAGAUGUUUAUGCAUUGAGAAUGGGCUGUGACCACAGGAGAGGGGCUUACUUUUCACAUCCGUACCUUUGCGAUUACUUUUUAAAGAGUUUGUUUUUGUAUCUUUCCUUCUUGACGGCAAAAUGUGGAUAUGGACAAAUGGACAGAAGCGUUUACUUGCAUCUCAUCAGCCUUGAUUUGGCUAUAAAUUGUGAUUACAUUAGAUGAUGGAUUGGAAAGAAGUGGCUGCUCAGAAGCUGAAUCUGUCAUCCAAAAGGAAGAAGCAGCAGCCACCACUUGCAUACCCCCAGGAACCAUCCAUCUACCCCACUAACUUUAGUGCUGUUCUCCAGUUCUCCCCUCCACCUGCUCCACCAUGUCUACUCAGGGCGGGGUCAAAGGCCAAGGAGAACCCUGGCAUGGGCAAGGUCAAAGUGAUGAUGCGGAUCUGUCCAUCUAUGGGGGUUCUAGAUUCAUCUGAGUCCCUGUCCUUCUUGAAGGUGGACACUCGUAAGAAACAGCUGACCCUCUAUGAUCCCUCCCUCAACACACAGCCCACCUCAGUGCAAAGACGUGCAGUGCUGCCUGCCCCAAAGAUGUUUGCUUUUGACUCAGUUUUUUCCCAAGAUGCCUCUCAAGCUGAAGUUUGCUCAGGGACAGUGGCUGAAGUUAUUCAGUCAGUGGUGAAUGGAGCAGAUGGGUGCAUAUUCUGCUUCGGUCAUGUCAAAGUUGGAAAGACAUACACCAUGAUUGGCACAGACAGCUCCACCCAGAGCCUUGGCAUUGCUCCCUGUGCCAUCUCCUGGCUGUUCAAGCUCAUCAACGAGCGUAAGGAGAAGACUGGUACACACUUCUCUGUGCGGGUGUCAGCCGUGGAAAUCUACGGUAAAAACGAGAGUCUGCAGGACCUGCUGUCGGAUGUCCCCACGGGCAGUCUGCAGGAAGGCCAGUCUCCUGGUGUCUACCUGCGGGAAGACCCCAUAUGUGGUACACAGCUCCAGAACCAGAGUGAGUUAAGGGCACCCACCGUAGAGCAGGCUGCCCUGUUUCUUGAUGCAGCCAUCGCAGCACGUAGCACCAGCCAGCCAGAUGCAGACGAGAAAGACCGUCGCAAUUCCCACAUGCUGUUCACCUUGCAUAUCUACCAAUACCGCAUGGAAAAGAGUGGCAAGGGUGGAAUGUCUGGUGGUAGGAGCCGGUUGCAUCUGAUUGACCUGGGAAGCUGUGAGAAGGUGCUGAGUAAAAGCAGAGACGGAGGAGGAGGUCUGUGUCUUUCUCUUACUGCGUUGGGCAAUGUCAUACUGGCUUUGGCCAAUGGAGCCAAACACGUCCCAUAUAGAAAUAGCAAGCUCACAAUGUUACUGCGUGACUCUCUGGGGAACAUCAACUGUAGGACAACAAUGAUUGCCCACAUAUCGGACUCCGCUGCCAAUUAUACAGAGUCUCUCACCACCAUUCAGUUGGCCUCCCGAAUCCACUGCAUGAGGAAAAAAAAAUCAAAGUAUGCAUCAAGUUCUUCUGGAGGAGAGAGUUCCUGUGAUGAGGGAAGGAUCCGUCGACCACCACACUUGCGGCCUUUUCAUCCCCGAACUGUUGCCCUUGACCCAGAUUUACCAUCAUUGUUUAGUGAUCCAGACUAUUCUUCAAGCAGCGAGCAGUCAUGUGACACUGUUAUUUACGUUUGCCCUGGUGGCGCUGCCAUCUCUGAUCAAGAACUCAGUGACAAUGAGGGUCCCCCAGCCUUUGUUCCUAUCAUCCCUUCUCUUAACCGCAAGCACAGAGGAAAAGAUGGCCCAGUUGACCAAGACCACUUCAAAUGCAACACCUUUGCUGAGCUUCAGGAGCGAUUAGAAUGUAUCGAUGGUAGUGAGGAACCUACAGCUUUUGUUGGAGAGUCUGGAGGAAAUUCUACAAGCCAUAAAAUGGACUGUAGUGCAACCAAGUUGAAAGAAGGCUCCAGUUCCAUUUCGGUUUCUCCAUUUUUAUCAACACAGGACAGCAUAUCAACAAAGUCCAUUUCUGUUGUCAGUAAACUGCCCAGCAGUCCAAAACACAAGUACAGACCAGAACAUUCCAAGUGUCAAAGUGCCAAAACAUUAGACAAAGAUCUCAAAGACAUGUCUGAGAGUGUGUGUAGGACAAGUGCAGAUGGUGAAAAGGUGCAAAUGUCAGAAAAUGGAGCACUUUGCACCCCAAGAAAACAAAGUAAUUCAACAGCAUCCCAAAACUCAGAGCCUGUGGUUAGGGAAAAAAUAUUUUUCAAUAAAAAACAGUUACCCAAGCCUGCUCCCCCACCACCACAACAACGAGAUUAUGUAAGGGUCAAUAGUGACACUGAAGAAAAGUCUGCCACAAGGAUACCACCAAUUGGGAUGAGCCAUCAAAAAAGAGGGGAUUCAAAUGAGAAUUUUCCUGUCAGAGUAUAUCAUCUUAACCCCAGUACUCCUGUUGAAGUAAGGUCCAAUCUUAGUGAAAGAUACAUGGAAAAGGACAUCUUAAAGACAACUGUUACCCUCCAACAGCCAGUGGAGUUGAAUGGUGAGGAUGAGCUUGUGUUCACUCUUGUGGAAGAGUUGUGUAUUGGCAGUAUUGUGGACAAUGGGAGGCCCUCAAGUAUAGUUAGCUUCAAUAGUGAUUGCUCAUUACAGGCACUCGCCUCAGGGUCACGACCAGUAAGCAUCAUUAGCAGUAUAAAUGAUGAGUUCGAUGCAUAUUCAUGUAGUGUUGUUUCCUCAGAGCCAAACAUUAAAAUGGUGGCACCACUGCAGGAGAAAACCUUUGCUUCACUGGGGAGUCAUGGGUCUUCUAUCACCUCAUGGCUCAGUGAAGUAAGUGUCUGUACACUUGAGAGUGAAGGUGCCCAAUCAGCAGACGUUUUUCUCCCUCAAGGGGCUCAUAAUGGCCCAGAUCGCAGUUUUUACUUUGAAUCUCUAAGCAUGUUCCAAAGCAGGCCACAAAAGGAGUCUAAAAACUCUUUGAAUGAUAGUGGCUGUAGCUUCUCAUUGGAUAGCGACAGUGCUACAUCAAGCAAACUCUCCCUUAGCAAGUGCCCAUCCUCUCCAGAGGCCUUGAAAGUACCUGCCAAAAGUUUACCAAAACUGGAAAAGGCAAAUACCAUUCAUGUAUCUGAUCCCCAGUCCACACGAGACCCUCUGGUUGUCCAGCGCAAUCUUUCCAGGAAAUUAAAACCUACCUCAUCCAUAACCCAGAAUAGCAGUGUCAGUGGAAGCAGCACUAGUAGCAGUUGGAGACGUGAGCCACCUAGGCAAGACUGCAUACCAGAUAAUCCAUGGCAUAGAACAGAUAGCUCAUUGGAGUCUUCAAUAAACUCUAAUUCAGGUUCUUCAUCCAAACUGGUGAAAAAUGGAAUGAGCAGAAUUCCUGCAAGAAAAGCAGGAACAAACAGCAACAGUGUACCUCGAAUGCCCCCUAAAACAUUGGGGUCAAACCCAUCCCAAAGGAUAGUGGAUGGAUGUGAAAAAUCCAGCAAAAACAGGAGAAUAGAUCCCCCUAGCAAGAUGCCACAGUUCAGACGAGGAGCAACAACACUUGGGACAGUUCCAGUCAUCCAUGCAUCCAUUGAUGCCAAGGUUGUUCAAGAUAUGAGUUCAUCAACAGGCAGUUUGAAGUUCUCUUCAUUGGGAAAAAGUGUAAAGACAAGUAAGCAGGAGGAGAGUAUGUCAAAACAUGGAAAUGUAUCUCCACCUCCCCCACCAGUUCGCAAAUCCAGUUUGGAUCAAAAUAAUCGAAUCCUGUUUCCCUCAAGUGCCUUAAAGUCUGCUCAUGAUGCAGGAAAUUCUAUAGCACCAAGGGCUACAGGUUCAGAGGAUGAGACUGAUUUUUGCUGUAGGGGUGACUCAAAUAGUGCAAUAGCAUCAAACUUAAAGUCAGACCAUAGUUUGAUAAAAGUGACCUCCAAUCUUAAGGCUAGAGGAGCUAGAGGAGAUAUAGGUCAGCUGUAUGGAAGCCAGAUAUCUCUUGACAGAUGUGACAGUUUGUCUUCUUUGGGGUCUAAACCUGCUCUUAGUCGAGAGAACAGCGGAGCUAGUCUCAACAGCAAGUCAAGUAAAUCUGUCAGCAGACCUGUUGCCACCUCUUUCCCAAUUUCUACCUCUACACCUUCUUCUAUAAACCCAGUCAUCACUGGAAAAAGUGGGCUUGUCAAAGGAACCCUAACUACAAGACCAGUACCUGUAAAUGGAAACAAAUCUCGUACAUUGUCUGCAAGCAACUCCAAAGCCCUGAGUUCAUCCACCAGGUCUCUUGCUGUUCCUGCAACAAGGAAUGUUAACCUUCCACCUUCAGGAAAGAAUGCAUUACCUCGAACAACAGUUGAAGGCAAUGGUAAAUCCACAAGAGGAACUAUUAUGGGUACCAAGCAAGCAAUGCGGGCAGCAAACAGUCGCGUUAGUGAAUUAGCAAUGGCCAAUACUUCUGGAAAACACUCUAGGGUAUCAGGUGAUUCAGACAGUGGCAAUGACUGUGGAGUCAACCUCAAUGAAGACAAGCCUACCCCCAUCCCAAUUCUCCCUUCCCCGUAUAGUAAGAUCACAGCCCCCAGAAGACCUCAGCGCUACAGUAGUGGGCAUGGAAGUGAUAACAGUAGCAUCCUAAGUGGGGAGUUACCUCCUGCCAUGGGACGAACUGCACUCUUCUACCACAGUGGUGGAAGCAGUGGUUAUGAGAGCAUGAUCCGUGACAGUGAAGCAACUGGCAGUGCCUCUUCAGCCCAUGACUCUGUGAGUGAGAGUGGGAUGUCCUCCUCUGGUCGCACAAGGAGCUCCAAAUCACCCAAGAAGAGAUCAAAUGGCCUCCAGAGGCGGCGUCUCAUCCCAGCUCCCUUGCCAGACACCGCAUCUCUCGGUAAGGCUGGGACCACAGGCCAGUGGGUGGACCUUCCCCCUAUGCCUGGACCACUGAAAGAGCCUUUUGAGAUCAAGGUGUAUGAGAUUGAUGAUGUUGAGCGGCUUCAGCGCAGAAAACAGGAGAAGGCAGAUGAGGGCCUAAUGUAUUUUAACACUAAAUUGAAGAUUCUUGAGAAACGAGAGCAGCAGAUCAAAGAUCUCAGAGCCAAACAUAAGACUCUGAAAGACGAGCUUGAGGAAACCAAGUCUAGACUAAUGAUGGACCCCAGCAAGUGGAUAGGAGAGUUUGAGGUAGAACAGGAUAUGGAUCAGGAGUCGCAGGAGUACCUAGAUGCGUUGGAGCAGGCAACGUCAGAAUUGGAAUACUGCGUCAACCUAUGCAAGUCCCGUGUCAUGAUGGUAACCUGCUUCGAUAUCCAUGUAGCAUUUGAUGUGCAAGAAGGUCUGCAAGAAGUGGAGGUAUAAGAUCAGGAUGUACAGCAGAAAGAGAUGGCGAGAUGGAGAAAGAAAGACAGAACCCUGGAUGUCUGAACGGAAGGAUAAUAAAAUGUAGCAGCCUGUCUGGCGAUUCUGAGAAACAAAAAUGGAACAAAGGAAGAUCAUAAUAAUAGGACGGAACACUGAAUUCUGCAUGAAGAAGUAACUUGUUAUCUUCUGGAAAAGAGAAAAUCUUUCUGGCAAAAUGCAGUGCCUCAUUACAAACGUAUUGUAUAGACUUCCUCAAAUGGAAAGCAAACAAGCUUUGGUGCAUUUGACACGUUUCCUGACCUGAGAAAAAAAAAAUCCUUCUAAUUUACCGAAGAGUUAUUCAACCACAACACAAAGUGCCUUUUUCAAAUGACUGUUGUGUAGAUUGUUUGUCAAUCUUUUUUUUUCAACUGGUGCUAGUUCUAAGACCAGCAUACUCAAGCCGAACCAUUUUUUUGUUUAUUUUUUACAAUUAUUUGAUUGCAUUUUAUAGUGUAUUUAUAUAAUCAUGCAGUGUGUAAAAUGUCAUUUUGGGUGAGAAAGGAGAGCAAUAAGCUGAUUUUCCACAGUUUGCCUUUGCCUCUUAAACUUUCACUUCUGGCAGCAUAUUGUUAUUAAACCUUUUGAGCCUCAUGUUCUAUUUCUUGUUAGUGUAUGAGUGAUUUUUUACAUCUUGCCUUUUUAAGGAACACAAUUUGUUAGUCUCAUGUAAUGCAAGCCAGUUUCUCUAAAAAUAUUUCCCCAAACUCAUUUGGGUAUUCCAAGCUGUAAGAUCCAAGUUAUGCCACUGGUUUGAGAUUGGACUAUCUGUUUGUUUCACCAAUGGAAGUUGGUGGGUGUUUUCAGGAAACCUGAGAAAUAUUCAUCAUUUUUGAAAUUCCAUUUGGUGACGCUAGUGGAAUAUAAAUUACACACUUCACCUUUACCGUGUUGAUUUCCCUUUACAAACAACACUUACAGAAAGAAUCACUUGUUGUGUAUUGAAUUGGUACUAGAUUUACCUAAAAGGUGCUCAAUGUGAAUGUAAAUUCAAACAUUUUAGUGAACAACACAAAAAAGAGUGUACAAUUUCAAGCCUCAAUAAUGGUCCUCAGCAGAUAAAUUAGUCAUCAUUGUGCAUCAACUGAACAUCAUUGUUAUGGUAACAAUGGAUGUGUCUUGUUGGAUAGGUGCAUUCUAUUAAAAUGCAGAUCAAACUGUUGUUCUUGUUUACUUUAAAUAGUCUCUUCAGCAAAGAGUAUUCAUCGGUGUAACCUGACAUGUCUAGCCCAGCCUCUCUCUGUGGAUGCAUUUCUAUCUGCAUUAAAGAGCUGGGUGAGGUGACAUUUGUGCAGUAAAAGACAGAGUCAGUCCUCUCUAAUACUAUUUAGACAACAACAACAGUGAUUUGGAAGGAACCUUAAAAUAUCUGAUGCGAUUUUACACAUUGUGGCCCCUUCAGUGGCAUAUGUGAUAAUAUUGAUAUCCUUCUGAAGACCAGUUUAGACCAGCAUGGUCUUUCUGGUGAAGCUGAGUAACCAAGGAAGUCUUGCUGUUUUGAGAUAAAUUAGACACUUGGUGGGGAUCCAGCAUAUCCGCAUCCCAUGCUGAAGACCAACAAAGCACAACAUAUAGGUCUACUGGUGACUACAUAUGCUGGACUUUUCAGCAGGGUAAGACACUUAAUAUAUACUAAGGAAGGUUCUUCUUGAAUGUCAUAAAAAUGAUCUUACCUGACCUGUCCAUGUCUCCAAACAUUAUGAACACCAACAUGCAAUGCUUCAGUUGAUGACACGCUGCAGGUUUUUUAAGAUGUACACUGUGGAUGUAGAUCCAGGCCUUAGUCCUAUGCAUACAUGCAAUCAUGGUGCUAAUCAAACAACUUCAAAAUGCAACAGGAAGCAUUUGGCACAAAGGAUUGUCUUGAGAGCUAGCCUUCACCAGUUUCUGAAUUGUACGAUCAAUACCUUAUAGUGCUCCGGGUGUUAAACUCAAUGUGCUGUUUAAUGACUGCUGUAAAAGAACACCUGCAAUGUUUUUAUUUAUGUCAUAGAAGCUGAACUUUAGUUGAGAAAGUGAUUCAAUGUUUUCACAUGUAGCUGCCAGAAUGGCUUUCAUGUUUCUUUUCUGUUGAAGUAUGGUUGUGAAUGACCUUUAGAUCUCAUACAACAUUCAAGUUACUUUUUGUCAUUGACAUGAGAAAAGAAAAUCCUGGAUUUAUUUACUUUUAUAUACAUACUCUCAUGCCCUUUUUCAAGAUGCUGCAUGAAAUUUGUAUUUUUUCUAAACUUUUUUCCUUUUAUUUGAAUUUUGUAAUAAUUAUGUUGGCAUUCAUUAUACUUUAUGAACAUGGAUUUAACCGACACCAAACUGAUACUUGCUUUGAAAGCUGACAAUGUAUGUUGAGUCAUGUUUCAAAUCUAAGCAUAUUUUUGUAUCUUUUUUUUUUUUUUUUUGUAAAGAAGUUUCUGAACCUUUGUAUAAAUGUAUAUGUUGGCAGCUUGGGAUAACACUGUUUUUCUUGUGAAUAAAA